Messenger RNA from Monomorium pharaonis (pharaoh ant), 1876 nucleotides. RefSeq names its product modifier of mdg4. Gene Ontology annotation, molecular function: protein binding. Gene Ontology annotation, biological process: regulation of transcription by RNA polymerase II. NCBI's taxonomy places the organism in Eukaryota, Metazoa, Arthropoda, Insecta, Hymenoptera, Formicidae. The transcript is spliced from 4 exons. Gene Ontology annotation, cellular component: nucleus. The record is from RefSeq and is a predicted model, not a curated record. Bases 129 to 1163 code for a protein of 344 amino acids.
CGUGGUCGAGUGCUCCGCGCUAAUCGCGAUUAUGGCGCUCGCCAGCUGAGAGAGGACAGAAGAGUAGUGUCGCGCUGAGAACGGUCGUUUGUGGUGGACGGGGCGAUUUUUCACGAGCAGGCAGCAACAUGGAAGGCCAACAGUUCUGUUUACGAUGGCACAAUUUUCAAAAUACUCUUUUGAGCUCGCUUCCACAGCUGCUCGACGGAGGUGAUUUAACAGAUGUCACACUUAGCGCCGGUGGUAAACAUAUACGUGCUCAUAGAAUCAUACUCUCGGCUUGUAGUUAUUACUUUAAAGAACUCUUCAAGAACUUGGGUUCCUUGCAACAUCCGGUCAUUGUGCUGCCAGGCAUGGAAUAUGCAAAUUUGUGGGCUCUGGUCAAGUUUAUGUAUAAUGGAGAAGUGAAUAUUUAUCAAGAACAAUUACCUGCACUUUUAGCUAUGGCCGAUACUUUGCAUAUUUGUGGAUUAGCUGACAUGGCUGGGAAAAAUUCGGGACAGGAUAAUGGCUUGUAUGUGCAAUCUCCAAUAAUGCAACCUCAGGAAAGACUGAACGAAGAGAUAAUAAAGACGGAAUCAAAAGAUAAUAUUAUAGCUACUGGAUCGUCGGAAUCUGUACCAUUGCUUAAAGUAACGGAUAAUUUAGAAGAUGAAGAACCUAGCAACGAUCAAGAAAGUAUAUCAUACUGCGUGAAGACGAAACCCUAUUACUCGAUAAAUGCGAAGCUAAACCAAAGGGAAAAAUCGGCUGUUCCUGUUAACGUAUCUAUUAAUAAGUAUAUAGAUAGAGGCUACUCGGAAAAUAUAACAGACGAGACAACAUCGAUCGUGGACGACCAGGUAACACCCAUAGAAGAUGUAAAACCGUCGGCCGUGUGGGACGCGAGUUUCAAGUUGCUCACAGCAUCUGCGCCAAGUAGAACCUCCCAGACUUACAACAAAUCCAGUGUCACUUGUCUUAUCUGUGGUAAACAAUUGAGUAAUCAGUACAACCUGCGAGUGCAUAUGGAGACGCAUAGUAACAGCUCGUACAGUUGCACGUCGUGUUCGCAUGUCUCACGAUCACGAGAUGCUCUCCGGAAACACGUAUCCUACAGACAUCCGGUAGCUUCUUCUCAAAAACGUCCACGGUAUAAUACAUCAAAACCAUCAAUAAUGUGAUGGUAAAGUCACUAUUGUGUUAUUCUGUAUAGAUACUUUAACCUUUACUAGGAAAUAUCCUUAAAAUCUUGUAUAUCUUUCUAUUAAAAAUUUAAAUUUAAAUUUAAAUUUACAGAAAGAAAAAGAGAUUAAAGUAAAACAAAUAUUUUAUUAAAUAUAUUAAAGUCAUUGUUUUAGAUAUGUUGAAUUUUAAAGAAUAUUAAAGAAUAAUUUAGUGAAGCAGUUCGUAGAAUAAUGUAAUGUAUACCUACCUGGAUGGUAGAUUAUACUGAUAGAUUAUACAAACAUAAUUGAAUUUGUAAGAGCAACACUGGACUGAUUACUGAUAAGUCAAGUCAUAAUAACAUCUUCGUUAAGUGUACAAAGUAAAGUGUGAUCAUGUUCCUGAAGACCUUUAGUGUUCGAUUGUUAUUGCUUUCUUGUUAUUGUUACAUCAUUUUAAUAAAGACAAAUUAGAUAAGUCGUGUGAUUCUCUAGUGCAAAUGCAAUAUGUCUAUAUAUGUGCAAAAAUUAAGCUGCGAUGGAAGAACCGCGGUUUUUAAUUUUAUGAUAUGUGAAUUAAUUCUACUAAUAAAGUCGGUAGACACAAAAGAUGCAAAGAAGAUUGCAAUAUAAUUUUUUAAUCGUAUAUCAAGAAUUGUAUUAAAAAAUAAUAUACAAUAUAUUCGUAGACUACGAAAUAAAUAAAAUGCCUCCAAAAUUGAGUUUUCUUA